AGAGCGUGAUGGCGUCAUGACGAACGCGUUACAAUAAGCGCUGCGCUCCGCAAAUCUACGCACACGGGACUCGGCCUUGAUCCUCUCGCCGAAUAACAUUCUUGAACGUCACAGGUCCACUCUGUCUAAGCUGGAGUGGCUGACAUGAAUGACACUCUGGAAUUCAAUGAAAUUUAUCAGGAGGUCAAGGGCUCCUGGAAUGAUGGCCGUCUUCGCUUCAGUAAGCAGACGGUGGUGUAUAAAAACAGUAAGACUGGAAAAGUGGACAGCAUUCCGGUGCCCGAACUCACUCAAGCCCAGUGGAGGAGAGUCUGUCUGGGUCACGGCAUCAAACUGUGCACCAGCACUGGAAACAUCUACAAAUAUGAUGGCUUCAAAGACACUGACCUUGAGAAGAUCUCAGAAUACUUCAAAGCGAACUACAAAGUGGAGCUGAUUGAGAAAGAUAUGUGUGUGAAGGGCUGGAAUUGGGGCACUGCUAAAUUUAAUGGGCCGUUGCUUUCAUUUGAGGUAAAUGACAGUCCUGCGUUUGAGAUUCCGCUCGCCAGUGUAUCCCAGUGUGCGACGGGAAAGAACGAGGUCACUGUGGAGUUUCAUCAGAAUGAUGACACAGAGGUAUCCCUCAUGGAGGUGCGCUUCUACGUCCCACCCACCACAGGAGACGAGGGUUCAGACCCUGUGGAGGCAUUUGCUCAGAACAUUUUGUCAAAGGCAGAUGUCAUCCAAGCUACAGGAGAUGCUGUGUGUAUCUUUAGAGAGUUGCAGUGCCUCACACCUAGGGGCAGGUACGAUAUCCGUAUUUAUCCGACAUUCCUUCAUCUGCAUGGUAAGACGUUUGACUACAAGAUUCCAUACACCACAGUGCUGCGCCUUUUCCUGUUGCCUCAUAAGGACCAGCGGCAGAUGUUCUUUGUGAUCAGUCUGGACCCGCCCAUUAAACAAGGUCAAACCCGCUAUCAUUUUCUCAUUCUUCUGUUUUCCAAAGAAGAGGAUAUCAACCUCACUCUCAACAUGAAUGAGGAUGAGGUGGAGAGACGUUUUGAGGGGAAGCUUCAUAAAAACAUGUCUGGCUCUCUCUAUGAGAUGGUCAGCAGAGUCAUGAAGGCCCUGGUCAACAGGAAGAUCACAGUGCCUGGAAAUUUCCAAGGUCACUCAGGUGCGCAGUGUAUAACAUGUUCAUAUAAGGCCAGUUCAGGGCUGUUGUAUCCUCUGGAAAGAGGUUUCAUCUACGUACACAAGCCCCCAGUGCACCUGCGCUUUGAGGAGAUCGCCUGCGUGAACUUUGCUCGUGGAACCACAACCACCCGCUCCUUUGAUUUCGAGAUCGAGACCAAACAGGGAAAUCAAUAUACCUUCAGCAGCAUCGAGAGGGAGGAAUAUGGGAAGCUCUUUGACUUUGUCAAUGCUAAGAAAUUAAGCAUCAAGAACAGAGGCUUCAAAGAGGGUAUGAAAGGUAAUGAUGACAUGUACAGUGACUCUGACGACGACCAGCAUGACGCAUACCUGGAGCGCAUGAAAGAAGAAGGCAAGAUCCGUGAGGAGGCCAACGACAGUGACGACUCUGAGGGCGAGAGUGAUGAGUCUUUUAAUCCUGGAGAAGAAGACGAUGAAAUUGCUGAGGAGUAUGACAGUAAAGCCUCUGCCAGUGAAAGCAGCGCUGAAGAUGGGGACAGUGAUGGUGAUCGGAAGAAGAAACCAGCCAAGAAAGCUAAAUUUGUAAAAGAAAGAAAACCACGAAAGAAAGAGAAAAAGGUAAAAGACAGCAGCGCCCCCAAGAGACCAAUGAGCGCCUACAUGAUCUGGCUGAAUGCUAGCAGAGACCGCAUUAAAUCAGAGAACCCGGGCAUCUCUAUCACAGAAAUUUCCAAAAAGGCUGGAGAAAUGUGGAAACAACUUAGCAAAGACAAAAAAGAGGAGUGGGACAGAAAAGCAGAGGAAGCAAAGAAAGAGUACGAUCGAGCAAUGAGAGAGUACAAGGAGAGUGGAGGAGGCUCUUCAGGCAGCUCAAAAAAGGAGAGGAAGAAGAAAGGAGGGAAGAAUGAAGAAAAGAGAAAACGGAAGUCAGGUGGUGGUAGGGAAAAAGAGAAGGAGCGAGCUACAGGCAAUGACAGCUUUAAGAGUCGAGAGUUCAUAUCCAGUGAGGAGAGCUCAUCAGAGUCAGACAAAGGAAAGGGACGGAAGCGCAAGGGGUCUGAUGAUGAAGAGGAAGUGGUCAGCACACCACCCAGCUCUGAAGAGUCCGGCUCAGACUAAAAGACACUGAUAACAGACACAUUAAAAGGGGAGUGGAAGACAGCACUAUUUCACUCUCAUCAUUAUAGUGUACAUGACCUGAUGCAAUCCUGAUAGUACUUAUUACAUCUUCAAGUUUUGUUUUAGUUUGUCAAGACGUUCAUAAACACUUGUGUAUAUACCUUCGGUAGUGUUGACCUUAAAGGAAUAGUUCACCCAAAGAUGAAAAUUCUGUCAUUAUUUACUUACAAUCAUGCUGCUCCAAACUCAUAGGACUUUUUCUUCUGUGGAAAAAAACAGAUUUUGCCAAUAUUUUUGGUGAUUUCCAUGCAAUUACAAUGAAUGAGGACUAGAGCUUUUUAAGACACAAAGGUAUAAUAAAAUCAGUCCAUAUGACUAGUACACUAUAUUACGCACCUUAGCUUUCUUUGGCUCCGCAGACAUCGACAAAUUGUUCUUUUGAGCUAAAUCAUUUCAGUAAAUCAGCUAAUUCAAUUCACAAAAUAGGUUUGAAUGUUUAUGAAUCAGACCAUUUUUAUGGUACUGCUGAUUGUUUUUUUGUUCUUUUUGAAGGAUUUAUGCUUCGUUCUGUAUUUAUUGUAAUUGUGUGGGAGAGUUUUGGUGAUCUAUUCUUUUAAAAUAGUGUGUAUUUUAUGUUGUCCUGUCCUUGUUGGUAUCACUAUGUUUUUCUGUUUGUAGCUAUAUUUUACAGUGCUGCUUUCCAACCACAACAGACUCUGUAUCUUCACACAUCUAUUGAGCUUGCUCUAGGUACUUGCAUUUGAAUGACAACUUAUGAAAAUUCUCUUAAAUGUAAAAAUCUUUUCUACAUUUGUAUUCAUCUUGUAUUCAUAAUGUUUUAUUUUGUUCUGAGCUCACCAUUUAUUUUAUACAGUAUUUUGUUCACACACAUGACCAGUUAUACGCGUUUGUUGUAACAUUUAAAAAAAUCUACAUUUUAAAUUGUACUUGUUUUUAAGAAAUUAUUAAUUAAAAAUAAUCAUGAAUUUAUGACUCCAGGGAAUAUUCAUAAUGUAGUGAAAAAAAGCAAUUCAACGUUUCACGUUUACUUGUUCACAUGCUGUUAAAACAUGUGACCUGUUAUUUCUGGUUGCCACCAGAAUAUUCUCAGUCUCCCAAAAUGAAAAAAGCAAGAGACAGACACAAGUUUUGUAUUUCCUUACUUCGACUUUAUUGAUCCAAUACAAGAGUAUAUAUACAGUAUAUGCAUAUUGAGGGGUGUUGUGCAUCUAGACCAAAAUAUAUGCAUGUCAUAUAAAACAAAGACAUAAUUGUGCAUAUAAUGAAAUAUCAGAAAUAAAUGUGGGUGUACAAUAACUUCCUAAAUUCAUCCU
Messenger RNA from Labeo rohita (rohu), 3587 nucleotides. It is a transcript of the gene ssrp1b, whose product is annotated as structure specific recognition protein 1b. The transcript is spliced from 18 exons. Lineage: Eukaryota; Metazoa; Chordata; Actinopteri; Cypriniformes; Cyprinidae. Gene Ontology annotation, molecular function: DNA binding; histone binding; nucleosome binding. The coding region runs from base 145 to 2253 and encodes 702 amino acids. Gene Ontology annotation, cellular component: nucleus; FACT complex. The record is from RefSeq and is a predicted model, not a curated record.